ACAUGAGGUCGAGGCCACGCGUGGUAAGUUCACAAACAAAAUGGCGACUAGUAGCGAUAGCGUUGAACUCGAAUUUUGGCACAAAAAUAUAACAAAAAUACCCAAAGUUACAAACUCUUUUGUUGAGGAUUUUGCUGAGAAGAACCUACCGAUCAAAGCCACUGUAACAAGAGGAUAUAAAUUCUUUCACGAAGAAUAUAUUCACGAUAUUGAAGUAAAACUUUGCAAGGAAGAGGAUUCAGGAGUAGUGGCUCGGGCUAAAUGCUUCAGAAGUAUGAAAAAGAACGAAGAUCCUCACAAGUUGUCUGUUGUGUUCGAGAGCUCCUCUAUUGAGGCUAGCAUCAACAAGUAUAUGUGUAGUUGUGCUGCUGGACAAGGUCUUUGCCAUCAUGUUCUUGGAUUGCUCUAUACUCUUGCCCAUUUCCAGCUAUUAGGCUUAAAAAGUGUCCCGCCAAUGGUUUCUAAAACAUCAAAGGCACAGAGAUGGCAUAUCCCCAGUCGUAAAGAGGGCAUUAAAGCAAGGCCAGUGACAGAUUUGAUUAUACAAAAGUCAAAGCCAAAAGAUAAAUUGCAUGAACCUAAAAAGAAGAGAAAGGUGUGUGGUGUGGCAAGCACGAUCUACAAACCCUUCCAGCAAUCAUUAAGUAGCCUUGACUUGACUAGUGUGCUGUCGCCACAGUUUGAAAAUCUCAACAAUCAACCUGGAUUUAUGAGAAUAUGGGAAGAUGAACAAAGUGAGCCUCCAAUUUUAGUAGACUCGGCCUUUGGAAAGGUGCCAAAAGGCUGUGUCAUAAGCUAUCAACAGCCAUUGAAAGUUAAGAGCAAUAUUAACAUACAGCUACCUGCAUUCAACUUUCCAUCUUUAAGCUAUCCAGAUACAGUGCUCAAUGAAAAACAAGACCUUUUCUUCAGCUCCCUUGCAAUAUCAGGUCAACAGUCUAUUGACUUUGAA
Molecule: messenger RNA, 952 nt
Organism: Pocillopora damicornis (cauliflower coral)
Lineage: Eukaryota; Metazoa; Cnidaria; Anthozoa; Scleractinia; Pocilloporidae
Source: RefSeq, a predicted model, not a curated record